Messenger RNA from Anthostomella pinea, 393 nucleotides. The record is from the annotation of a GenBank genome assembly. Lineage: Eukaryota; Fungi; Ascomycota; Sordariomycetes; Xylariales; Xylariaceae.
AUGAUGCUCUACACCAAUCUCCGCAGGCCCACGACGCGGGGACAAGUCCUCGCGCAGGAUCCCGUGGCUGAUAUUGGCCAUUCGUGUCGCAUCGCGUUUACGUUGACGACGGACCCGCAGCUCUUCGCGGAGUUCGUCGACCUUCACUCGCAGCUCCUGCCAUUCCCUAUGGUUCUCCUGGCUUUUCUCCAGAGUGGCCCGUUUCGUACAGUUAAGGCCAAUGAAGCGUUUCUCGGCAGUAUCGUACUUGUGCACCGCGAUCCGAAACUGGUCGCGGAGCGAUGCCAUCGAGAGUUGGGACAGCGGGAUGGUUUCCUGUUCGGCUUUCGCAACUUCUGCUGCACAUUGGGUCUGGGCGAGCUUCUUUGCAGUCGGCUGUCUCGCCCGGUUUGA